This is a messenger RNA of Fusarium musae, 609 nucleotides long. RefSeq lists its product as uncharacterized. The coding region runs from base 1 to 609 and encodes 202 amino acids. Lineage: Eukaryota; Fungi; Ascomycota; Sordariomycetes; Hypocreales; Nectriaceae. Gene Ontology annotation, cellular component: membrane. The transcript is spliced from 2 exons. The record is from RefSeq and is a predicted model, not a curated record.
AUGAUCGUCGCCCGUCUUGUCCAUUUCGUUAUCCCGCAUCGCCGCGUAGCCGGCAUCUCAGCACAAUGGCUUGCCAAGAUCUUCGUCAUCUUCGAUGUCAUGUGCUUCAUCAUACAGGCUGCUGGUGGAGGUAUGCUAGCCUCGAACAAUGCAGAUACAUCGAAGUUAGGGCAACAUAUUUAUAUGGCCGGUAUUGGCAUCCAGCUUGGCUGCGUCGUCGUCUUCCUUGUCAUUCACGGCCUCUUCUAUCGUGAGCUUUCUCUUAAUGCUCGGAUAGGGAAGCAAGAGAAUCGGAGCCCUUGGUUGAAGCCUUUCUGCUGGGUUGUCUACAUCGUCCUUAUCCUCAUCGUGGUCCGAGUUAUCUUUCGUCUCGUCGAAUUCGGUGGUGGUGCAAAUAGCAACAAUGUGGUCCUUCGACAUGAGGAGUUCCAGCUCUACCUUGAUGCAUUGCCGAUGCUCAUCGCUUUGGUCUUGCUGAACGUGGUACACCCUGGACAGGUACUGAAAGGUCCUGGUGCUGACUAUCCGUCCGCUAAGGUCAAGUGGUGGCAUGGCCGAUCGAUGGCAUUUGAGACUCUCGAACUGUCGUCGACACACAGGAGUGGAUGA